AUGGAAGAGGCGAGCUCCUCCGCGAUGGGGAGCAGUGGCGGGGCGGGACCGGCCGGUCUCGACCUGCCGACCACAUCAGAAGCCGCAUUCCUGGCCCAGGCGAACAACCUCGAGCCCGAACGUCUUGCUGUUCUUCAAACCCAGCUGCAGGUGCGUCUUUCUCAAGUAUGUCCUCGUUUUUUUUUCUGAUCUUAUGGAAACUUUUUUGAAAUUUUUUGGUGGGCAGAAUGGUAUACGUGGGAACACAGGUCGAUAACUUGCAUUCCCAUUCAAUCUGGCUCAAUUUGAAGAGUAGAACACAACUGAACUUUUAUCCAAAAUGCAGAGAGCUCUGUGUUCAAUUUCUAAAGAUAAAUGGAAAAGCCGCUAGUCGUGGGGAACUUUCGAUGCUAGGAUAUUCCAAAAAUAAGAAAAAUCUCAUAUCUCAUUGAAAAUAAAGGUUUCAUAAACCAUCACCGAAAAACAAAAAAAGGUUCUUUGGUUCUGAUCUCUUUUUCGUGACCAUUUGCGGAAUUCCUGCGUUUAUGUGUUGUCUACCCAAAUUACUCAGUCGGUACGUAAUAAAAUGAAUGAGUCUGAGUCUAGACCAUGUUUCUAGAACUCUGACAAGUUCUGAGAACAUUUCCCCGCCACGAUUUGAUCGGCUCACAACCAGUUGUUCAGGUUUAGAGAGUCUGUUGUCAAUCGAGUUGACCAAAAAUAGAAUUUUAAUUUCAAUUACUCACUCACAAACUCAAGUCAGUUCAAGUUCAUCUCACAUCAGUCAAUUUGAUCUACUCUUGCUAUUUUCGCCUAAUUUUUUGCCGCCCUUUUCUUUUCACGCCUUCUCGACGUGACACAAACCACUUUUUUCCUGCGGAAAAAGAUAAUUAAUUGACGAUCGGAACUCGUUAAAGGACCAGGGAACCCAAAAUUUUUUUGAUUUUUUUGUGAAAUGUUUUUGUGACUGUUUGAAUUGUCUCUUAUUGCCUCAUACACUGGUGAAAUGCUGCCUCUCAAAAAUGCCAAUGAACGAAACGGCGUGCAGUUGAAGUUGUGGCCGUGGCCUAGCGCCAAUGGCCGAAAAAUAUAUAAAAAAAUAUGCGCUUCUCGGCCAUUUUAUUUUUUUCCGCUUUUUUUACCGGUUUUUUUACAAAAAAAUUCACGGUUUCUCAUAUUUUUUUCAGUUGAUUGACAUUUGUUCGGCACUUACUUAUUUUUUCACUGCUAAAAAAUUGUUUUCAUUCAGUCGAUAUGAAGUGCCAAAAUGGGAGAAACCGUGAAUUUUUGGAAAAAACCGGUAAAAAAGCGGAAAAAAUAAAAUGGCCGAGAAGCGCAUAUAUUUUUUUAUAUUUUUCGGCCAUUGGCGCUAGGCCACGGCCACAACUUCAACUGCAUGCCGUUUCGUUCAUUGGCAUUUUUGAGAGGCAGCAUUUCACCAGUGUAUGAGGCAAUAAGAGACAAUUCAAACAGUCACAAAAACAUUUCACAAAAACAUCAAAAAAUUUUUGGGUUCCCUGGUCCUUUAAAUAGCAGCGGGAGAUUGAGAAAGUUGCAUUCGCCCAUAUACAUACUCUCUUCUAUUGUAAUCCUAGGUAGGUAAGUCUCACUGCUCCUCGAAAUAGUGAAACACGUCGGAGGGGCCAACAUCACUAUUUUGCCAGCCAUAGACGAUGCGCGAGAAGGGGGGUUAUUUCCGGAUGUGUCGAAAAUAGAAGCCUGAAGAACCUGACGAUGUUGUUUGUCGGUGUCUGUGUAAGAGAUGAAAAGACGCGGAGGAAGGAAACGGCUCGAAAAUAGUUACAUUUCGUUUUCUUUUACUUUCCGCCUUCCAUCUUCCCUUUUCCAUUUCUAUAUUGUCUUUUUUCUCAUCAUUAUAAAACCAAUAAGUAGUGAAGUCGUCGCCAUCAUCACCGGCGUCGUUUAAGACGAAACAAUGAGAAUAGAAUGGGAAGCAAUCUGAAAAAUGUAAUGAAAUUGGUUUCCUUUCUUGCCCCUUCCCCGCUCAUUUUUAAUCUUUCGGGUUAACAAGAAUUUUGAAAGAUUUUUUGAUUUUUUGGUUCCUCAGGGGUUGCAAAGAGUUGACUUCCUUUUAAAAUAACCUUUUGUCCUAUUAUAUGUCGCACCUGAAAACCUAGUAUGGUGCUUCAUAGUCUUUGGCUCGAGACUUGAGCUCUUGGUCAGAAACGUUUUUCGAAAAUCACCGGAAACCCCUAAAAAUUCCGUCACUCUUUUGACUGACUGGUUUCAAAAAUUCCAAAGAAGGCGUCAAGGGGGUGUCUGCGUCAGCGCGCAUUUCGGAGAUCAUGUUUUCGGCGGUCGUGAACCGAAUUUGCCUCGGAUUUCUCAAGAAAAUCUUCUUUCGCUGUGAUUUACUAGUCAUCAACCAUCUUGCUCGAACAAGUACUCUUUGUCGAUCCGCUAGGGUUUUCUUUUUUCGGCGGCCCUCAUGUGUCUCCACUUAUCCACACUAUUUUUGCUUGCUAGUCAUUUGGAAAGCUGAAAAUAGAAAGUAGGAGAUGUGAGUAGCAUGAAGAGAGAGAGAGAGAGAAGGAGAAGGGAUGAAUGGCUUUCGGGGGUCCGCCGCAAGCCUCGUCUUGCUCUGUGCUUCUUUUCAAGUUGUGACUGACCAUUUAGCAACAUAUAAGCGGCCACCCUCAUACCUAAUGACCCACGUUGCUUUGCUUCUCUCUUUUCUUCUUUAUCCACUCGGCUUCUCAACAUGCUCAGCGUUUUCAUUUUAAUUUCAUAGCACCUCGUUGUUUGCGAUCCCGAUACGUGUGUUCCAAAGUUACUCGAACGGUUUGAAUCUAAAAAUAAGUUGACAAAUCAAACAACGUCCGAGAACAUCCACGUCUAGACAGUCUUCCCGCUCAACUCUAGGAAAAUCGGACUCAUUCAGAUUGUGUGAGCCGCCACGCGCGCAAAACACAAAGAUGGACAUUCCCCUGUUGGUCUCGUAUCGACGUGGUGUCGUCGUCCGCGUGUUUUGCCAUUCAUCUAUUCAUAGACACACAUAUGUACAUGUACGCAACUCUUUCUCUUUCUCUUAUCAACCCCCCACUCCCACUAACCUCUCAUGAUAAAAAGAUAGAGAGAAAGAGAAAGAGCGAAAGAUGAUAGACGGUGAGGGAAACCCUCUGGGAGCACACUGUUUUCAGUUAGUUUCAAAGUGCGCAGCGCAACGCAGCUCAAAACAAAAAGUCAUCGCCGACCGUCUGGCGCUCCAAUGUUUUCCUUUGCCUUACCCAUUCUCAAAAUUUGCUUUUGAUGUUCCCUUCUCUCCUUUAGUUUUUCUACACAUCGCCGACCGCACAGACUCUUUCUUUCUUUCUCACCUAAAAAUAGUGUGCCCCGCGGUUUUUCCCGUCCGAUUUUGUUUGCUUCCCGUCUCUCUCUCUCUCUCUCUCUCUCUCUUCCUUCCUCUUUCGCUCUUUGCCUCACUCGGUUCCAUCAUUUUUUUCCUCAUAUUAUGACGAGAUCCGAUGCCCGGGGGUAUUGAUUUUUCGGACAGUCCACACAAUCGACCAUCAUCACUAAAUAUUUUUCCGCGCGUUUUGUGUGUGUGUGUGUGUGUGUAUGAUGUGUGCUUGCGUGGCUGUGUACAUACAGUGCAGGAAAAUAACAGGAAAUGCUCCAUGCGGAAAGCAAAAUGCGCACCCCCCUCCUUCCAACCGCAUGGUCAUCGCCUCGCAAAACAACUUUUUUGCGGAUUUUUUCCGGUCGCUCUCGAAAUCUGCAGUUUUCGCCGAGUUCUAAGUUAUUUAUACCCCCUACCAAACCACCACCACGUAUCAGUGGUAAUCUUCUUACAAAACCAGAUCCGAUUGCAGAGAUUUCAUGCUUUUUCUCAAUUCUCGCUUCCCAAUUCUCAAUUCCCCCCCUCCCCUCUUCCCCCUUUAUUCCCCACAAUCCUAAAAUAGCAACUCGUUGGUCGCUUGCACACACACACAAACAUACAUGGUCCAGACGUGUAACAAUUUCCCUCGUUUUUAUUAGAUGCAGAUGAAUGAUUCAUAGAACGUUGGUCUGUUUUUCAACCAAUCUAUAGCAGAUUUAGCAGACAAAGUGCAGUUUAUGUCCUUUUUUUCUGAAACAAAACGCGUCAAAGGCUAGCGGUUUUGCGCACCUGCCACAAAUCUUCAAAACACAUGUUUUGGUUGGUGUGAGAAAAAGAAAGCCAAACGAAAAAGCCCUUCCGUCGAAUCACCUGACUACCUGUUUUGAUUAUUGAGCUUCUUCUCUUCUAGGUAAUGAAGCAUACAAUUCUUGUGAUGCGCGCUCGUGUUUAGUAUUAAAAGUGCACACUAUUACUAUUACUAGUGCUGCUAUUCUCAGAAUGAGCUGAGAAAAAAAAAACUUCCUUCUCUCUCUCUCUCUCUCUCUCUCUCUCUCUUCCUCUUCUUCUUUUUCUUUUUAGUUUUAGUUUUUGUUUUGAUCAAGCCAAGCUUCUUGUCUAUUUUCAGACUUUUGUUGAGGCAAAUCUCCCAGGACAACGGGGCACAGACGGGUAGGGACGGGUGAAUGUGGCAACAACGGCCGUGCACUAUGACUAAUGAAUGUGUGCGUCUAAAAAAAGGUUUUUCUUGCUCACUCAUUCACUCUGCACAGAAAAGCAAUGUAAUCUCCUCGUGCUUCAUCUCUCUCUCUCUCUUUCUCUCAAUGAAUUAGGUAUUCUCUCUCUCUGUUUCCGCUUCCUGUUAGCGUGUUCCUCCAGCGCGUUCUUGGUGGGCAAAUGCUAAGAAGCAAAACACAACUCCCUUACGAUCAGUUUUACCCACUUGUUUUUCAGUCUAUUUUCGUCUCCUGUCUGAAUUUCAGAUCGCUUACACCCCAAGGCUUCCGCUUCCUUCUCGGGGGGUCACAGGCUGAUAUUUUAUUGCUUUUCCCAGAGCUACAGUCUAGGCGAAUCGACAAUAAAACGUCAGCGUCAUAUUUCUGCUGUGCUAUAAGUGUAACCCUUUUAAGAUUAUUAGAAUCAAAGAAAAAGUGCAAGAGAUUACAUAUCCGUACAUUUGAUACAAAUGAGUUGUGGCGCUGAUGAGGGAUGAGGAUCAGAGAUUGGAGAGAUUAGCACUUUCGUUUUCUUUGUUAUUUCGGUUGUGUCAGGUGACUCAAUGACGGACCCUCGUUUUGAUUUUGAGCAUUUUAUCCAUAGGUACCCGGAAAAGUUCAAAAUACUUUCUUUCUUCUUCCUCUUCCAGUCCCUCUGGGUCCAAUAGAUAACUCACGAGUACCCCAUCUAUUUUAGGAGCGGAUUCCCCUUUUUAAUGUAUUUUGGUUGGAAGUCUGAUCCCAAUUCAAUGUUUUUUGCAAAAAAGAAUGUGUGUGUGUGUGUCUUUUUUUCGGUCUCAGAACCGCAAUCGUAGUAAACAGAUUUCAAGUGAGAGCAAGAGUUUGGCAGAUUGACAGAGACAAAUGCCCGCAGGAUUGUUGCUGAUUAAAAGUAUAGCGAUGAAAAUGAGUCAAUUUCCAGAAAUAGAACACGCAUAGUCAUUCGUACGCACCGCACCGCACCGCACCCAUUCGCUCGUUUCGCUAAUGAGACUCCUCACCCCAACCCACUUAUUUGUAGUAUUGUUUUGUUCCUUCUUCUGCCAUCCCAUUCUUAACGUCGGAGGUCAGACUCAUACCAAUAUCCAGAUCAUUCAACAGUUCAAGUAUCUCCUCCUGCCAAGCACCGAAGCGCAAAAAAGAAAGAAGAAAAAGACGAGCGUCUGGUCUUUUUCUCUUGUCGACAACUCACAAAGUCACAAAGCUUCCUCUUUGUUCUGUCUCCUCGUGCUUCUGACAAAAACAUAAUUAGAUCUUAUUUUUGGGAAGGGGCUCAGACAUGGUCGGAGUAGUCGGCCAGAAAUAGCGACGGCGUUAGUCACCCACUGAUAGCAUAGCAUAACAUAACAGCAAGCGGAGAUACCAAAAAUUGUGAAAAAAAUGCUUCAUUUGCUGAGGAUUAAGAUAUUUGAGAUUCGACUGCCCCUCUCCAUCUUUGAAAAGCUUAUCCGACUCCUUCUUUCGCGCCCGUCCUCGUCCUCGUCCUCGUCGAAUACUUGCUUUAUUUACUAUUCUUCUCGGCAAGGAAGAAGUCCAUGAGCCAUUUUUAGAAUCCAAAGUAGCAAGACCCCCCUCCUCUUCGCUCCUUCCCUUUUUCCCCCACCCCUCGGCCCUCCCUCAAUUUUUUGUUGCUUUUUGCAUCGUUUUUCAUCUCUGUUUUCUCUAGGUACAUCUCAUUGGCGUCACGCUUUUCCCUCUCCUUUUUAGGGGCGGGCAGGGAAAAAGAAAAAGGACAACACCAUUUUUAUCCGUCGUCCUUCUGGAAAAAAGCUUUGCCCUCCUUCCUCAUCUCUUCUCGUCAACUCUCCUCCCCCCUCCCCCCAUAUUAUAUUCGCGAAAAUCGAGAGCUUCUCUCUCUCUCCGUCCCGGGGGCCGUGGUCUGUCUGUGACACUUGAUUUUGCUCAUAUUUCAGGAGUAUCGGCAAAAGCAAAUGGACCUUCUUGGUCACUUUCACCGAGCUCAGCAGGAGCUGAGCGUUCAACACAUGCAGAAUCUGUACUCGGCCCUUCAGCAGCAACAACAGGCACAACAACAGGCACAAUUGCUGAGUCAGCACUCAACAGAGGAUCAGAGUAGUGGACCAGGUAUAGAGCGGGAGGUCUAGACUGGUGUACUUAUCAGAAAAGGAAAGUACAACUCGAGUUCAUUCAGUGAAAACGCGAUGAUUAACUUGAUUAGAGAGCGGAGAGGCUUAUCAAUUCUUAGUAACAUGUGGGAACAGGAAAGAAUUAAAAGUUGUAUAGUGAAACGUUUCUAAUCUGAUUUGAUCUCUUCAAUUCCUAAAUGCACUUUUAUUUUCAGCGGCGCCAUUGUCGCUCGCCAGUUCGCUCACAAAUCUCCUCUCAUCAUCAAGUGGAAAUGUGUCGGUGCCACCGACGCCGACAAAAGAGCAUCAUCCGCCGCCGGCGGCGCCGUCGUCUAAUCGAAAAUGGUGAGUUUCCUUCCUUCCUUCUUGCCCACUCUGCCGACUACCGCUGAUUUCCUGCGGAAACAACCGCCUCAUUGAUUUUCAGUGACAUUCCGCGCUCCAACUCGACCACAAUCUCUCAACUCACCAAAGAUCGCCUCAAAAGCAUGAUCGCUAAUAGGAGUAAGGGGGAGAGUGGCAGUCAGUCGAACCUGGCCACGAACAAUGGGUCGACUGGAAACGGGCAUGGGCAUCAUGAGAACGGAAGAAAGUUGAAGAACGCGAACUCGCAAGUCAACGUCUCUUCUCCGCACUUUGAGCCGUACAGACUGCCCUCAAAUCUGGCGAACGCGCACAAUCUGCAACAAGCCAGCGAGUUCCAGCUGAGGAAAGUCAACUCCGAGCCGAACUUGAAGAUGAAGAUACGUGCGAAGCUUUUGUCGAAGGGAUCUAGUCCGGUUCAACAUCAUCAGCCGAACAACUCGCAGUUCAACUUCACUCAUCCGCAACUGAAAAGAUCCGACAGCGAAACUUCACAAAAUGUGCCACUCGACUAUAUGCAAUCUAGCUCUCAAACCAACCUACCACACCUCAUGCUGCCAUCCCCUUCUCUUCCAAACCUCGCUGCCGCUGGAGCGUUUACCGGGCUCAAUUUGCCAGUUGGUAUGUGAUUAUGGAAAAGGGACACGCGCAAAAGAACACGUUAAGGUCAAGAUCUCAAUGCAUUCAUGGCCGUCGCCAAUCUCACACCAUUCCUCAGCCUUCCUAGCUUGUUGAACAAGAAACUUGAGUUGGGUGGUUUGACCGACGAAGGAGGUGAGUCUUUUUGAUGUUGUGAAUUCUACUUAACCAUGAUUUUCAGACCGCAAUGGCCUCUUGAGUUCGGCCUCCAACGCCUCGUUGACUUCGUCAAUGAACAUGGGCUAUCAGUCACUUCUAAAGCAACAAAUCCGUGACUUGGUGCUCCGUCGCAAGAGUCUGGUGCGAGAAGAUCCAGAGGGUGAAGGUCUCGCCGAGCUCUACAAUGGCCUUUUGCCACAAGCCAAGCUCCAGCAGCUCCAAGCACUCGCUACGGAAGCUGGAAUGGGCACACGGCCUGAAGUUUUGUGCACGACUGGAUUAGGCUACGAUCAGGCGAUGGCCAAGCACGAGUGUUGCUGUGGAAACAACAGUUCUCACGUGGAAAAUGGCGCACGUAUUCAGAGCAUUUGGUCGAAACUGAUAGAGCACGGACAUGUCCAAAAGUAAGUUCAUACUAUUUUUUCUCAUAAUUUAAUUUUUGUACCUAUUUCAGGUGUGAAAAAGUAGUUGCCAAGAAGGCUUCUCUGGAGCAACUCCAACUCGUGCAUUCGCAAACCUACACCACAUUCUUUGCGGUUUCCCCGACAGCGUGUCUUAAGAUCGAUGCGAACUCUCUUCCGCUCAAGCGCUUUCUUCAACUGCCAUGCGGCGGAAUUGGAGUCGACUCGGACACCUAUUUCAAUGACAACAGCACACAGACAGCCGCCCGGUUGGCCGCCGGAACAUUGAUCGAACUCUCGACCCAGGUGAGUUGAAUCCGAGAAACGGAUAAUAAUUAUAGUCAUGAACUUCAGGUGGCCGAGGGACGUCUUCGCAAUGGAUUCGCGUGCAUUCGUCCUCCAGGUCAUCACGCGGAACACGAGCAAGCGAUGGGAUUCUGCUUCUUCAACAACGUGGCGGUUGCUGCCAAGGCGUUGCAGUUGAAGUACCCGAGCCAGUGUGCUAGAAUUGCUAUUGUUGACUGGGUAAGUUAUCAGAGCCAGCUUUCCAAAUUGUGCCAAUUUUUAGGAUGUUCAUCAUGGAAACGGGACACAGCUGAGUUUUGACGACGAUCCGAAUGUUCUGUACCUUUCGCUCCAUCGUCACGACAACGGAAACUUCUUCCCUGGCACCGGAUCAGUUACGGAAGUAGGAAAAAACGCCGGAAAAGGAUUCACUGUCAACGUGCCGUUCUCUGGGGACGUCAUGAGAGACGCCGACUACCUGGCAGCAUGGAGGACUGUUGUGGAGCCGGUGCUCGGAAGUUACCGACCAGACUUCAUCCUGGUAUCCGCCGGUUUCGAUGCAACUCACGGCCACCCGAACGCAUUGGGAGGCUAUGAAAUCUCGCCGGAAAUGUUUGGCUACAUGACAAAGUCCCUUUUGAGUUACGCCAAUGGAAAAGUGGUUUUGGCGUUGGAGGGCGGCUACGAUCUCACGAGCAUUUCUCAAGCUGCCGAGCAGUGUGUUCAGGUAUAAAGGUUGUGCUCUUUUUCAUUUUUAAAUUGAGUUUAGGCACUAAUUGGCGAGUCGGAUGACGCUGGACGUUUGAGCUCAUUAGCGUUAGAGUCGCUUCCCAAUCAAGCGUGUGUCGAGACACUACAAAAGGUACACACUUUUUUGACAAACUUGUCUAUUUUUCUUCUAAACUUGUGUUUUUUUUUUUCGUCAUUUUGCGUUUGAAAAAUACGUUACGAGACCAGGCCGGUAAAUUUUCGUUUUACCGCUCUUUCAAAUUCAUUCAUUUUGUUUUCAGGUGAUCGCGAUUCACAAAGGUUACUGGCCGGCUCUUCAUGGCCAGCACGCUGCAAUUGGCACGACGGAAAUGCAGUGGAGGAACUUGAAAUUGCAAGUUCAAAACAUGCAACAACAACAACAACAAGCUCAGCAACAAUAA
Caenorhabditis sp. 36 PRJEB53466 is the source of this 9618-nucleotide messenger RNA. The record is from the annotation of a GenBank genome assembly. NCBI's taxonomy places the organism in Eukaryota, Metazoa, Nematoda, Chromadorea, Rhabditida, Rhabditidae.